Gregarina niphandrodes is the source of this 1689-nucleotide messenger RNA. Its product is annotated as putative oocyst wall protein. Lineage: Eukaryota; Apicomplexa; Conoidasida; Eugregarinorida; Gregarinidae. Bases 1 to 1689 code for a protein of 562 amino acids. The record is from RefSeq and is a predicted model, not a curated record. The transcript has a single exon.
AUGAAGAGCUCGGCUUUGUUCCUUGUGGCAGCAUUUGCGGCGGAUGACAUCCAGGGUACGGGCCAGUUCAAAAAGUACUAUCCGGAUGCAGCCGACUUUAUAGCGGAGCCGGUGGCUGUGGUCGAAACACAACGCCCGGUGGUAGUGGAGCCUCGUCCAGUGAUGAUGGAGCCUCGCCCGCUGCUGGUGGAGCCGCGUCCUGUGGUCAAGGAGCCGCCGGUAGCGCGGGCAUACGACGUGUCGGAACCGGUUUACACAUGUCCGAAACCAGGUUAUGCUCUGAUCGGCGAUGAGUGUGUGAGCGAGACACGAAUUGAAUCACGUCUGGAGUGCCCACCAGGUUACAAGUUUGUUGGGGAUAUUUGCGUCCAACGUAUUCAGCCCCAGCUGACUUGUCGUCAGGGACAGUUGAUCGGUGGCAUUUGCCAGCAGCUUGAGAUUUAUGAGGCGGAUUUGCAGUGUCCUGUGAACACGCAUCUGGGUAUUGACGGCGUGUGUUCAGUGCUUGAGCCGGUCAAUUACAUCGACGUUUGUCCUGACGGCACAGUGCGUUCGCAGCAGGGCUGUCUGGCAGUGGAGUACAUCGACCCCGUCUUCGUGUGUCCACCUGGCACACAGAUAGACGGCAAGAAGUGCCGACGUGAAGUGGUCUCUUACAAAUACAAGAAGAUGCCAAACCGCAUGCUAUCAGCUGUUGACGCGUCCGAGGUGGACCACACCCCAUCGUCUGACUCCGCCGUGGUCGCUGAACCCGCUGUAGAGCAAUUGACUGCACAGUCUGUCGACGCAGAGGACGCAGACAUGGAGGGCGAGAGCAGCUACGAGUACUGUGACGAUGACGACAUUGCAUAUGCGGAAGUCGUGACGGCAUCUCCGUUUGCCUACAUGGAACCGGAUUUGGUGGUGACGGACCAAUGGAUGCCGGCUCAGCCGGUGGGCAAGUUGAAGGCACGAAAGUACAGACCUGAAUAUGCACCCGACUUUGUGGUCGACGACGUGCAGUGGGAGAAGGUCCAGGUGCCAGUGGUGGUACCUCAGCGACUGAAGGAAGUGAAGGUGAAGCAGCCCAAAGUCCGCGAAGUGGUCGUGAAGGAAAAGCGUCCGGUGGUACCGCAACAGGUGAUAAAGGUGGUGACACAAGCUGCCGAACGUGUAUGCCCUGUUGGAUCGCGUUAUGGUGGCACAUGUGUGGUCGAGACGGUCGUUCCUGCUAUCCGCGAGUGUCCCGUACCAUUGAUUGACGGUGCUUGUGCGCGUCGUGUGGCGGUCGCACCAAUCGCCUCUUGCCAGAUUGGAAGCCUUGCAUGCAAUGGUCGUAUUUGCAAGUGUGAGAUUCUUACUGAACAGGCACCGGUGGCAGUUUGCCCUCUCAGUACUCACAGCCUUAUGGGCGAGUUCUGUGUCAACGAAACAACCUCUCGCCGCUUGUGCCCACUCGGAUUCUUCCUCGACACCGAUGGCACCACCUGUGUUCGUCGUGACAUCGAACCCGCUCUCUGUCUCUUCUCUGUCACAUACGCCUGUCCCGACUGCGACCACCAUCACCAUUUCGUGCCCCCAGCUCAAGCCAUCACGCCCAUCAUCCCCAGCGGAGGCUAUUACAAGAAGCCCCGCAAGUUCCUCACGGGCGAAUCUCGCACCGAACGCAAGGAAGCACGUGAUCAACACCAAGACGAUGCUUCCUUCUAA